CCCAGGCCCUGCAUUCACUAUAUUUGGUCUCCCCGGACCCUGCAUUCACUAUAUCUGGUCUCCCCGGACCCUGCAUUCACUAUAUCCGGUCUCUGCGGACCCUGCAUUCACUAUAUCUGGUCUCCCCGGACCCUGCAUUCACUAUAUCUGGUCCCCCCGGUCCCUGCAUUCACUAUAUCUGGUCUCCCCGGACCCUGCAUUCACUAUUUCUGGUCUCCCAGGACCCUGCAUUCACUAGAUCUGGUCUCCCCGGACCCUGCAUUCACUAUAUCUGGUCUCCCCAGACCCUGCAUUCACUAUAUCUGGUCUCCCCGGACCCUGCAUUCACUAGAUCUGGUCUCCCCGGACCCUGCAUUCACUAGAUCUGGUCUCCACGGGCCCUGCAUUCACUAUAUCUGGUUUCCCCGGACCCUGCAUUCACUAUAUCUGGUCUCCCAGGACCCUCCAUUCAAUAUAUCUGGUCUCCCAGGACCCUCCAUUCACUAUAUCUGGUCUCCCCAGACCCUGCAUUCACUAUAUCUGGUCUCCCAGGACCCUGCAGUCACUAUAUAUGGUCUCCCCGGAUCCUGCAUUCACUAUAUCUGGUCUCCCGGGACCCUGCAUUCACUAUAUCUGGUCUCCCCAGACCCUGCAUUCACUAUAUCUGGUCUCCCCGGACCCUGCAUUCACUAUAUCUGGUCUCCCCGGACCCUGCAUUCACUAUACCUGGUCUCCCAGGACCCUGCAUUCACUAAAGCUGGUCUCCCCGGGCCCUGCAUUCACUAUAUCUGGUCUUCCAGGACCCUGCAUUCACUAAAUCCGGUCUCCCCGAACCCUGCAUUCACUAUAUCUGGUCUCCCCGGACCCUGCAUUCACUAUAUCUGGUUUCCCCGGACCCUGCAUUCACUAUAUCUGAUCUCCCCGGACCCUGCAUUCACUAUAUCUGAUCUCCUCGGACCCUGCAUUCACUAUAUC
Staurois parvus is the source of this 954-nucleotide messenger RNA. The record is from the annotation of a GenBank genome assembly. NCBI's taxonomy places the organism in Eukaryota, Metazoa, Chordata, Amphibia, Anura, Ranidae.